Molecule: messenger RNA, 994 nt
Organism: Rhopalosiphum maidis (corn leaf aphid)
Lineage: Eukaryota; Metazoa; Arthropoda; Insecta; Hemiptera; Aphididae
Product: DNA-3-methyladenine glycosylase-like
Exons: 3
Coding region: 251-979 (242 amino acids)
Biological process (GO): base-excision repair
Molecular function (GO): DNA binding; alkylbase DNA N-glycosylase activity
Source: RefSeq, a predicted model, not a curated record
UGGUUUGUGCCAUAUUGCCGUUACCUGUUCGUUUGUGAUGAACAUUUUUUAAAUUUUUUUUCUGUUUCAUCAACAAUUAAUAGAUCUGCACUACUGUAUGCAAAUUAAUUACCUACUAUUUUACUCGUUAAAUGUAUACAAAUCAAAUAAACUAGUAAUUAUUAUUUUAUGUCAAAGCAAAACAAAAUAAAUGCUUUAGUGAAUGAGGUGCACUAUACAUCAAGAUCAUCAAAAGAAAUAGUUUUAAACCAUGUCUGAAAACGAUCAGUGUGAAUCGGAAUACUUCAGUUCCGGGCCAGUUCGAUAUAGGAAACGAUUGGAUGCACAGUUUUAUGAUACGCCGUGUGAAGAAAUGGCCAUGAGUUUAUUGGGCAAGAUACUUGUCAGACGAUUAGAUGAUAAUACCAUACUUAGGGGUAGGAUUGUUGAAACUGAAAGCUAUCUAGGCAAUGAAGAUGCAGCUUCCCAAUCGUUCAAAGGGAAAAUCACUCCAAGAAAUGAACCAAUGUUUAUGAAACCAGGAACAGCUUAUGUUUAUUUUACGUACGGAAUGUACCAUUGCUUCAAUAUUUCAAGCAAAGGAGAUGGUGCUGCAGUUUUGAUAAGAGCAUUAGAGCCUUUGGAUAAUUUGAACACCAUGGCAUCCCUACGAAAACAAUUUAGAAAAUGUCCAAAAACACAAAUGAAGAAUAAAGAUUUAUGCAACGGCCCUGCAAAGUUAUGUAUUAGUUUUGCGAUUGAUAUAAAAUCUUGCAAUAAACAAGAUCUGACUUCUUGGGAUGGAAUGUGGGUAGAAGAAGAUGAAAAUAGUAAAUUAAUAGACACAAUUGUUUGCUCGCCAAGAAUAGGUAUUAAAUGCGAAAAAAUAUGGCAAGAUAAAUAUCUAAGAUAUUAUAUUCGUGAUAAUCCUUGUAUUAGUAAGAUAGAAAAAACAAAAAUGAAUGAAUUGAAGUAUUCGCAAAUUGAAAAUAUAAAAUAAAUUUUAAAUACUAAA